AUGCUUCUCAGGACAGAUGACGCGCUCGCCCGGGCGGCGCAGCCAGCAGGCAGCGCUGUGCGGCCCCGCGCUCGCGUCCAAGCGUCAAACGCAUGCGGUCGAGCGCGCGUCCGGCCGGGGUCGUUCGAUCUGCCGCGAGCAAUCGGGCGUGAUCAGAGGCUAACAGUAUGUCGCGCGGCGGCCGGUGACGCGCCCCCCGCGUCACCUCCGGGCAAGGACGUGCGGAUAACAUCGUUCUCUACGUGGUGGCAGAAGACUCGCGCUCAGGUCAACCACCUGGAGCGGCUCACGACGGAGUUCCCCAACACGCAGCUCGUCGACGCGCGCCUCGACAUGAACACCGUCGCGCUCGCGGCCGGCUGCGAGGUGGUCAGCGCCUUCGUGUCAGACAACCUCUCCGCGCCCGUCAUCGAGGCUCUCGCGCAGGGCGGCACCAAGAUGGUCGCCAUGCGCUGCGCCGGCACCGACAACGUGGACUUCGCGGCGUGCGCGCAGCACGGCAUCCGCGUCACGCGCGUGCCGCACUACUCGCCCACGUCGGUCGCGGAGCAGGCCGUGGGGCUGGCAAUGGCCCUGAACAGGAAACUGCACCGCGCCUACUGCCGCACGCGCGAGGCGAACUUCUCGCUCGCGGGGCUCGUCGGGCAGGAGAUGUCGACGGCGACGGUCGGCGUGGUCGGCACGGGCGCGAUCGGGAGCGCCACGUGUCGCAUCAUGAAGUUGGGGUUCGGGUCGCGCGUGCUGGCGUUCGACAUGUUCCCGAGCGACAAGAUGAAGGCGAUCGGCGUGGAGUACGUGGACACGCUCGGCGAGAUGCUGGGCCAGUCGGACUUCGUGUUCCUCCACUGCCCGCUCACGCCUCAAACCAAGAACAUCAUCAACAAAGACGCGAUCGCGCAGAUGAAGGACGGCGUGACGCUCAUCAACAACUCCCGCGGCGGGCUGUUGGACACGACCGCGGCGAUCGAGGCGCUCGAGCGGGGCAAGAUCGGCGCGCUGGGGCUCGACGUGUACAUGAACGAGCAGGAGAUGUUCUUCACGGACUGGAGCGGGGGCGGCGCCGCGCUGCGGCUCAAGGCGUGGGACCGCAACCUCGCGCUGCUCCUGAGCCUGCCGAACGUGAUCGUCACGCCGCACUCGGGCUUCCUCACGCAGGAGGCGCUCAACGCGAUCGACACCGAGGUGACGCGCAGCGUGAUGGCGUUCGCCAGCGGGGCGGCCGAGCUGCCGAACGAGUGCAAGCCGAAGUAG
Messenger RNA from Pedinophyceae sp. YPF-701, 1251 nucleotides. The record is from the annotation of a GenBank genome assembly. NCBI's taxonomy places the organism in Eukaryota, Viridiplantae, Chlorophyta, Pedinophyceae.